Molecule: messenger RNA, 1454 nt
Organism: Melopsittacus undulatus (budgerigar)
Lineage: Eukaryota; Metazoa; Chordata; Aves; Psittaciformes; Psittaculidae
Gene: HIGD1A
Product: HIG1 hypoxia inducible domain family member 1A
Exons: 4
Coding region: 82-369 (95 amino acids)
Biological process (GO): mitochondrial respirasome assembly; negative regulation of apoptotic process
Cellular component (GO): mitochondrion
Source: RefSeq, a predicted model, not a curated record
GGCGGGGCCAGGCGCGCAAACGCCGGCCGGUAUCGGGAGUCGGGAGGGUAGCUGCAGCGCCGGUAGUAGCAGCGUGCCACUAUGUCAUCUGGCCAGGAACCCGUUUUCCCUGAAUAUGAGACUGAAACCAGUCAGACAUCAAAGCUGUUAAGAAAAUUUAAAGAGACGCCAUUUGUACCAAUUGGGAUGGCUGGCUUUGCCGUGUUGGUUGGGUACGGGCUGUACAAAUUGAAGCACAGAGGUGACAUGAAAAUGUCACUUCACCUUAUUCAUGUGCGCGUGGCAGCCCAAGGCUUCGUCGUGGGAGCACUCACAUGUGGUGUGCUGUAUUCAAUGUUUCGGGAGCAUGUGCUGAAGCCCAAGGAGUAGCAGAAAGCUGAUUGAAAUCUCUGUCUUGGUGGUGGCCUGUGUACUGCAGCUACAAGCCUCCUAUCAAGGGGUUCUUGAGGAAAAACAAAAACCACAAUAUUAGAGAAUUGCCCUGUAUAUAUUUGGUGUACAGAACACUGUCUUGGAGCUGGCAGCCUAAAUGAUUGUGCACUGGGGUAGUGGGUGUCAGGGUCUGCUUGAUUGACAUUAACAUAUCCCAGCUUUUAGGGGAUAUAGUAGAGUACAAUGCCUUUAUCUUCUCCUCAAUUAUCAAUUCUUCCCUAAAAUUGGUGGCUUCUUUUGCUGCCAUUGCCCAAAACCAGUCUGAACUAGCUUCUGUGAGGCCUUGGGCAGCAUGUGGAGGCCAGGCCUGUAAGUGUCAUGAAUGUUUUGCUGUCAUUUUCUAUCUUGUGUAUUUGUCAGCCUCCAACUUUGUAAUUUAGAAGCUUCUAGUAGCACUAAACGAUUUCUAAAAUAUUGAGAGAGAUACAAACAUCUAUUUUUUUUUUAUUUAAGGCAUAAGUAUUUGGUAUGUUACAGCUAUUUAAAUGUUGUAUUUAUUCAUUGUUAAUGAGGACACAGGCUCCCUAUUUUUACUAUAGAUUUUCAGACUCUUAAAUCGCUGUAUUUUGUAACUUUAUUUACAGUGUUCUUCUGAAUAAUAUUUAAAUAUAACAUUUAAAAUAGAUAUUGUGGAAAUUAAACCUUUAUUUGUUGUUCUAACACUUUCAGCUGAAGUAUAUGAUCUAGCUCUGAUUUCUGUGGUAUCAUUCCCCAUGGAAAUUUUUAACCAUUUAAAUCUGAAAAGGCCCCAUAAUCUUUUGAGGUGUUAAAACCCUUCUGUCAAUUGCUACUGUUAUUUUACACUCGGACCCCUUGUAUCUCCAACAGCAGUCACAAAAAUAAAUAUGUUGAGAAAUCCGAUUUGUAAAAACCUCAUUUUCUCCUCUUAGCUUACAUUCCAUGGUGACAGUUGAUGUCUCUGCAGCAUAUACCACAGGGUCUAUACUGCAGCUCUGUCUGUGACAUAUUGUACAGUCCAGUGGGAGAUAAAAUGUGAAUAAAUGUAUGAGCACUAGAGGUAA